Messenger RNA from Branchiostoma floridae (Florida lancelet), 1268 nucleotides. RefSeq names its product collectin-11-like. The record is from RefSeq and is a predicted model, not a curated record. The coding region runs from base 98 to 1039 and encodes 313 amino acids. The transcript is spliced from 3 exons. NCBI's taxonomy places the organism in Eukaryota, Metazoa, Chordata, Leptocardii, Amphioxiformes, Branchiostomatidae.
GUUUAUCAACUCAACGCUACCACGUCAACAGCAGACUUGCACUGUCAGGGUUGAAGCACUGACUGCACUAAGCUGUGGCCUCCGACGGUCUGACAAAAUGUUACCUUCUAAGCAUUCUGCACCCAAAUAUGGGUGGUUCACGACAGUUGUUGCCAUGGCAGCCUGUGUUCUGAGCAUUGUUACCAUGGUAACACUGGUGGUGGUUGUUCUGGAGGUGAGGAACUUGAGAUCAGAACUGGAGACAAAACUGCGUCACAAGGAAGCAGUUCUGGGCGGCGGAGAUUUUACAGAGUUUCAGGACGCCAAGCGCCCGGAUGGUGAUACCGAGGCAGACCCUGGGAAGGAGAGCUUGACUGGGAAAGAGAACUACCACCGGUCAAAGAGGUCCGCCAAUAGCGUCACCAUGCCCAUUGGAAGUUGCCUGCAGGGACUACCCGGACCUCCUGGUGUCCCAGGGAGGGACGGGUUACCGGGAAGAGAUGGUCAGCCGGGCGCAGCCGGUUCACCGGGGCGAGAUGGCCAGCCAGGAAGAGACGGACGAGAUGCCGGACAACCAUGCACAGUCAGUUCACCGGGAGGAGAUGGACGCGAUAGGCAACCAGGCACUGCCUGUCCUGGCCAUGGGAACUUAACCUGUCCCAGCGGCUAUGUCAAGUUCCAGGACAGGUGCUUCAAAUUCUCCAGCGACAAGCAGAACUACGUCGACGCCAGGUCCGCCUGUCAGGCUGCCGGUGCGCGUCUGGCCAUGCCUAAGGACCAGGCAACCAACGACUUCCUGCUGGCUAAUCAACUGACCAGGUAUCCCAGUGGCUCUAGCGCCUGGUUCGGUCUGACGGACCUGGCCCAGGAGGGAACCUGGGUGUGGGAGGACGGGACGCCUCUCACCGGCUGGAGCUACUGGUAUCCAGGACGACCUGACGAUUAUCAAUCUGCUGAAGACUGUGGUGAGUGGGAAGCUGGCUAUGGCUACAGGUGGAACGAUAAUCCAUGCUAUGUUAGUCAGUAUUAUGUGUGUGAAGCCAGUGCAGCCGUUCCCUAGCCCCCACCCCCAAAUAAUCAAGUACAAGUUUACUGGUCAUGGCCUGCAAUGAGUACAGAGAUUGAAGUUUGUCAGUUUGUUAUGACUUACUCUUACCUAGACAUACAAUUCUCUCCGUAUAAUGAUAUAAGGACUUUCGUAUGUUAGUCCAUUCUACCUUUGUACCAAGCUAUCCUAGUGUAUCUGCAAUAAAAAUGAAUAGUCAAAGAAUAAUCUUGACAGGUCGGUU